GGAGCUUAGGAAAAAAGAAAACGGGUGAAAAAAGCGGCGCUCUCACGUGGAGAGAGACUGUGUGAUUUUUGAGAGGCGUUGAGAGACUGCAGCCUGCACUCUGGAAACAUCUAUAUAGAGCAGCUGCCAGUGUUUGCUGUCCUGUACUUCAUGGCGUUCCUGCAGAGGGCUGGAGAUUACUGCCACGCUCAACAUUGCUGCUUUUAAACUGGGGAAGGAUGCUCUGCGCUGGUCUCUGCACACUGUGAGGCGUUACUGUCCCUGCUCCCGGCAAAGCCACUGUGAACUCCUGGCAGCUGAUGGGGUGAUUUUUCUGUUCCUGGCAAAAGGAAGCAGUCAUAGAGGCUUGUUUAGCUAAGGGAAUACGACUCAAGGACUGCCGAGUUUCUCGCAUGAGCCUGGUUUUGUUUGGAUUUUAAUAUUAAAGAAGAAUAAAAUACACACCAGCAAAGUUUGGACACUGCUGGAGAUCUAGAGAGUACAAUUAGUCACUUUAGUCGAUACAGUUUCUCCUGAAGUUUGGACUUUUACGAGAGACAUUAUGGCCCGGAUGAACAGGCCAGCUCCUGUGGAGGUUCGCUACAAGAACAUGAGAUUUCUGAUUACUCACAACCCCACCAACGCCACCCUCAGCACCUUCAUUGAGGACCUGAAGAAGUACGGAGCCACAACGGUGGUGCGCGUGUGUGAAGUAACCUAUGAUAAAACCCCCCUGGAGAAGGAUGGCAUCACCGUUGUGGACUGGCCGUUCGAUGAUGGCGCUCCUCCUCCAACUAAGGUGGUGGAGGACUGGCUGAGCCUGCUGAGAAGACGUUUCAUGGAGGAGCCCGGCUGCUGCGUGGCUGUGCACUGUGUGGCCGGCCUCGGAAGGGCUCCAGUGCUGGUGGCCUUGGCUCUGAUUGAGAGUGGGAUGAAGUAUGAAGACGCUAUUCAGUUCAUCAGACAGAAGCGACGAGGGGCGAUAAACAGCAAGCAGCUGACCUACCUGGAGAAGUACCGGCCCAAACAGAGACUGCGCUACAAACACCCGCACAUCUUCAAGAACAAAUGCUGCAUGAUGUGAACCUGCCGUCGAACCUCCAUCAUCGGACCUGAGCUUAUCUGGACGUUAUGGACCACAUGGGCCACAGUGGAUGCACUUUCGCUGACCUGCUAGCAUAGCAGGACCUGAAUAAACGGUCUGGUUAAAUCCCCAUUGGUGCCUAACACUCCUCACUCUCACUGUGGAGUGAACACUGCCAUGCCUUUCUGAGAUGUCAGGAUGCUCUGCAGGGCUCAGUGCCUCACCAGGUCAAUAUGAAGCACCAAAGGUAGUCUUUGACCUCGUAAGAUGCACCAGGACUGACACUCCAAAAAAAAAAAAAAAAAUGCCUCAAACGAUCAUGAUGGGCUGGACUGAGCCAGCUGAUGUGAAGCCAGUGGGAAUUGUGUGUAUAUGUGUAUGUAUAUAUAUUUCUUUGCAACUCUUUUUUUUCUUUCUCUCCUUUUCUCAGUCUGCCAGGAUUCUCAGGUCUGAAGUUUCAGCCAUCGCUCCUCUCGUCCUGUUCUUGAUCUCGGCUUUACUGUAGACUCGUGCCCCAGGCGUUUAGGCAGUUUGUGAGUAGUGCAGUAGUAGAACUGGGCCGAGAGGAGCUGGAGAAGGGCUCGUCUGAAUUCUCACUCUUUCUUUGGACAUGAAAUCUUUGCAGCGGUUAACGGGCAGCAAACGAAAGCUUCUGUGAAUUUAAUAUGGAAAUUGCUUGUAUACUACAUGCUUUUGUUUAUGUGCUUAAACUUUUUGUCCUCGAAGUCACUUUAAUGUUAAAAUGUAAAGCCGAACAUGGCUAAACUCCAUUACAGCAGUCGGUGGCUGCGGGCCCUCGAUACUGUUGAUAAUAAUGCCUACACAUGCACAUACAGGUCAGCUGACAUCCCAUAUCGCACCAGUGGCCUUGCCGAAGGCUGACGUACGCUGGAGAGAACAUGAACUGGUGUCUGGAUUUGAGAUACCUCCCUCUCUCUCUCUCUCUCUUUGCUUUUGAAAGAACACGUACCUCCUGCUGUAUAGAGAUGAUGAUGAUGAUUAUGAUGAUAAUAAAGGCUGUUUAUGGAUCA
Molecule: messenger RNA, 2094 nt
Organism: Astyanax mexicanus (Mexican tetra)
Lineage: Eukaryota; Metazoa; Chordata; Actinopteri; Characiformes; Acestrorhamphidae
Gene: ptp4a3a
Product: protein tyrosine phosphatase 4A3a
Exons: 6
Coding region: 542-1063 (173 amino acids)
Biological process (GO): protein dephosphorylation
Cellular component (GO): nucleus
Molecular function (GO): protein tyrosine phosphatase activity
Source: RefSeq, a predicted model, not a curated record